Messenger RNA from Girardinichthys multiradiatus, 2195 nucleotides. Its product is annotated as homeobox protein unc-4 homolog. The record is from RefSeq and is a predicted model, not a curated record. Gene Ontology annotation, molecular function: DNA-binding transcription factor activity, RNA polymerase II-specific; sequence-specific double-stranded DNA binding. The transcript is spliced from 3 exons. NCBI's taxonomy places the organism in Eukaryota, Metazoa, Chordata, Actinopteri, Cyprinodontiformes, Goodeidae. Bases 492 to 1886 code for a protein of 464 amino acids. Gene Ontology annotation, biological process: regulation of DNA-templated transcription.
ACCGUGGAGAAAUUUUAAAAUACACGAUUUACCUACACAUUAUCAACACUUGCAUUCAAGCUAUUAUUUGUUUGGACGAAAAAGUCUGGGAGCUGCUGGCCUCAUCUAUCCGCCUGCAACCUUUUCUUCCCGGGAUCCGCUGAACCCUUCCAACCGGUGGGUCUCCCGUGCAGUUGCGAUGUAGUUCUUAUCAAAGCCCUCCUGUCUUGUUGUGACAGCUCUGAUAUUGUUUAUUGAGGUGGAUGUCAGCUUUAAUUAGCAAUCGAUACGGGGAGCGUUUGCAGCGCGCGUCUCUGACGUCAGCGCCCAUUACCGCCUCUCAUUGGGUCUCAUAUUCCCCGAGCCUGGGCUAAUUAUUGGGAGGUUCAUGUGGAUAAAGUACAGCUCAUCCCUCCCUUCACAUCAUGUCCCCCGCUUGUUGGCCACACUCGCUGCAUGCUUUUUAAAUUCCCGUCGCCGGCCUCCAGACGUCGCUUCCUUUUGCCUGCGGGAUGAUGGACAGCAGGAUACUGGAUCCACCUCACGCCCAGUUCGGAGGCUCUCUCGGCGGGGUGGUUGGCUUCCCGUACCAUCUAAGCCACCAUCACGUUUACGAAUUAGCAGGGCAUCAACUUCAAUCUGCGUCCGCGGUUCCCUUCUCGAUAGACGGAUUACUCAAUGGCUCCUGCACGGCGUCGGUGGGUAAUUCCAACCCCCUCUUGUCUUCGGGCUGCGGGAUGAAUGGAGAUAAUCACCAGUACAAACUGUCAGACUCGGUGGACCCAGACAAAGAUAGCCCCGGCUGCAAGAGAAGAAGAACUCGCACGAAUUUCACAGGCUGGCAGCUGGAGGAAUUAGAAAAGGCUUUUAAUGAGAGUCACUAUCCGGACGUGUUCAUGAGGGAGGCACUGGCUCUCCGAUUGGACUUGAUAGAGUCAAGAGUUCAGGUCUGGUUUCAAAAUCGCAGAGCCAAGUGGAGGAAAAAGGAGAACACAAAGAAAGGUCCGGGUCGGCCAGCUCACAACGCACACCCCACCACCUGCAGCGGGGAGCCCAUGGACCCAGAAGAAAUCGCCCGGAGAGAACUGGACAGGAUGGAGAAGAAGAAGAGGAAGCAGGAGCGCCGGUUGCUCAAGUCCCAGAACAAGCUCGUUUCUGGGGAUUUAUUUCACACCCCGGGGUCGGACAGUGACAGCGGGGUGUCACACGUCACCGACAGUGACCACAACACAUGUCCACCCUUUGAUUCAGUGGGGGGAAACCAGUCGAGAUGCGACCUGAAGAGCCAAAACCAGAACCAAAGACACCUAGACCGGGAAGCUGGCGGAUCCGAGCUGGACUCGCCCGACCCCAGCCACCGGUCGAGCCUGUGCUCCAGUAACACCAACAGAGCCUCCAGCAUGCAGAAACUCAACCCGUUUAGCGUCGAGAGCCUCCUUUCGGACUCCAGACCCAGACGCAACCCCGCGGCCUUACCCUCCUCACGGCCUUUGAUAGGGAAGGGACACUGCCUGCUCUAUCCCAUCACACAGCCGCUUGGAUUCAUUGUCCCUCAGACUGCCCUCAAGACGUCAACAGCAGGGACAAACUCUGACGGAGAGACCCCGGCGGACAGAGACCAGCCCGGUGUUUGCUGCAGCGCCUCCGCGAACUCCCCCGGAUGUAGGAGCAGCUCGCCGGACGCGCAAAUACUAGGACAGGUGGGACCGGAGGAAAAAUGGAGCCCGUCCAGGGCCGUCUUUCCGACAGGACAACAAAGCUCGGUUAUUUGCAGCGAGUCGACUUUUGAACUCAUCACGCCUGUCAACACGGACAAAAAGGAGCACUUGGAGCACACUGACAACCCCGAGCUUCUCAGUGACUGUCCUACACAAUCAAACUCCACAGAAGAUGUCGACCUGGAAUAAAUCAGAGGGGGUAAAACAAAGCAGAAAUAGCCUCUAAACACAUUUCAUUAGGCCAAAGCUUAACCACAUCUUUCGAUUUAACCUCUAUAGGGUUUUGCCCCAACUCUGCUGACAUUUUAACAAUGUCCUUCUUUUUCUUUUUGCGAGUGUGUGAGAGUAUCCUUUAAUGUGUGAUAACAUGUCAAAAAAAAAACAAACAAAAAAAAACACAAGACCAACAAAAAUCCUCAAGAGCUGUACGACAAGGUAUUAUACUAUUUAUAUAUGUAAGGUUUUUCUUAAAUAAAUCUAUUGUAUACAAGCACCUGA